Penicillium mononematosum is the source of this 378-nucleotide messenger RNA. RefSeq names its product LYR motif-containing protein. Lineage: Eukaryota; Fungi; Ascomycota; Eurotiomycetes; Eurotiales; Aspergillaceae. Gene Ontology annotation, biological process: mitochondrial proton-transporting ATP synthase complex assembly. The transcript has a single exon. Bases 1 to 378 code for a protein of 125 amino acids. Gene Ontology annotation, cellular component: mitochondrial matrix. The record is from RefSeq and is a predicted model, not a curated record.
AUGUCCACAACAAUCCAAGCGCGCACAACCUACCGCGCCCUCCUCCGCGAACUCCCACGCCGCCACCUCUCAAAUCCCUCCCCACUGCACCAACACCUACGCGCAAUCUUCCGCUCAACACCAUCAACAUCUUCACUGCAACCGGAAAACUCCAAUGCCCUCCCCUUCUCAGUCCCGAAAACAGACGAGGAACGCACCCUCCGCAUCCAGGAAGCAGAUCAAUUCGCUCAAUAUGCCCGCGCCCAGCGUGUCUACUGUGAGCUCCUUGAGCGCUAUAACCCCGGUAUGACCAUGGACGAGGAAGAGAAGAUUCGUCUUACGGCUAGACGGGUUGGGUUUGAUUUGCCUGAGUUGCAUGUUCCUGAGGGGAAGGAGUGA